GUGGUGAUGGUAAGCCAAGUUAAUUUUCAUCUGAUCAGUAGUAGGUACGCGGUAGUAUAUAAAGAGUCGGAGGUAAAAUUCUGGACCAGUUGUCUUAGCGAGUACUGAAUAUCUUCAGCAGCGCAGAGAAUAGCUUGAUAGCCAUGAAUAAAAUAAUUUUGAUUUUGUCUCUGAUUGGAGUCGCGGUGGCGAAACCAUCGGCGUUAUUCCUCAGCCCUGGGUUUGUUGAAUUGAGAGCUGGAGCACCGAUCGGUUUUGAUGGCAAAGUGGUCGACACACCGGAAGUCGCUCUAGCAAAGGCUGAACAUGCGGCGGCUCACAUAAACGAAAGACUCAGUCAUGGAGCGGCUGGUUCUGUUGCACUUCCAGUAGCUAAAUUUGACUUGUCUGGAGGAGCUCCCAUCGGCGUGGAUGGUCGUGUUGUCGACACACCGGAAGUAGCAUUCGCCAAAGCGGAACACGCAGCCGCUCACAUCAACGAACAACUCGAGGCCGGUAGCGUUGAUACGAACUUGCUGACUUACAAACUCGCGAAACUUCAACCUGGUGCGCCGAUCGGUUUGGACGGAAGGGUGCUUGAGACUCCUGAGGUCGCGCUCGCGAGAGCUGAACACGCAGCCGCUCACUUCAAUGAAAGACUCAAUCAUGCUUCAGAAGGAAUUAAAAACUCGGCAUUUAUUCCUGUUUCUACUUAUUCUUACAUCGCCCCAUCACCAUUUGUCCACUAUUAUGUUUGAAAUAAAAAAUUUAUUAUUUUCUCAUGUACAAUCAAUAGAAAUAUUUUUCACUGUCAAUAAAAAAUUUUAAUUUUAA
Microplitis mediator is the source of this 813-nucleotide messenger RNA. Its product is annotated as cuticle protein 18.7-like. Bases 144 to 737 code for a protein of 197 amino acids. The record is from RefSeq and is a predicted model, not a curated record. The transcript is spliced from 2 exons. NCBI's taxonomy places the organism in Eukaryota, Metazoa, Arthropoda, Insecta, Hymenoptera, Braconidae.